AUGUUGCGAACACUGAACGAUGAAGACGAUUAUCAGCAACCACAAAUCUGUCCACGUAGUACAUGGAGUGGUGUUGGAGCUGUGGAAUGUAUGAAAUGCAUAGAAGGAUAUUUCACAUGGGAUGAAGCAUCUACCCGAUGUGAACCAUUCGAACCUCAAAAGAUUUCUCCAAGUGCUACAUGGGCGCAAAACACUGUCACUAUAGCUGGAGACAAUGGAAAAGGCAAUGCAUCUAAUCAACUUAACUAUCCGUGGCGUGUCUAUGUGGAUGAUGAUCGAACUAUCUUGAUUGCCGACCACUAUAAUCAUCGCAUCGUACAAUGGAAACAUAAUGAAACAACUGGUCAAGUAGUAGCUGGUGGUAAAGGCGAAGGAAAUGGAUCUGAUCAAUUGAAAUAUCCAUCGGAUGUGAUUAUCGACAAAGAAACAGACAAUCUUAUCAUUUGUGAUCAAGGAAAUCGGCGAGUGAUGCGAUGGCCUCGUCGACAUGAAGAAAAAAGUGGAGAAACAAUCAUUGAGAACAUUGCUUGUGUGGGAUUGACGAUGGACGAUCAGAGAUUCCUUUACGUAUCUGAUUAG
Messenger RNA from Rotaria sp. Silwood1, 579 nucleotides. The record is from the annotation of a GenBank genome assembly. Lineage: Eukaryota; Metazoa; Rotifera; Eurotatoria; Philodinida; Philodinidae.